AUGAAGGCUCCCACAUUAUUCAGGACAAUUUUUAGAGGUAUCCGAACAAACCUCCCCAAAACCAAUCAUCACAUCUAUGACUUCGAAAAAGUAGACCCAGAUAAUCCCAAACAAUUAAAAGUUGACGAAGUCUUUGUGGAGCCAAAUAAAACAAGGUUCAAGAGCAAGACGAUUGCUUUUUGGCUCUACUUAGUAUCUGGCUGGCUAAUUUAUUAUGGCACAAGAGUUGCAUAUGACUAUGAUUGGGACAGAUAUUAUCAUGUUUACCAUCCUGGCCUUAUGGAAUAUUAUGACAUUCUUACACAUUACUAUAUAAUUAAAUAUGGCGUCUCAACUUGAGUCUGGCCUUUCGGCCAGACAGUUUCGAACCCUAUUUAAUUAUAUCCGGCAAGGUUUUGCCUAGCUAGAGAUGGACAGCAAUAUCAGGUAAGCAAUUCUGGCAGUGUACAGAGCCUGAUCCUAGUCCGUUCUCAGGUUAGGAUUUUACCUCGAAGGAAAAGGAGGCUUGGAGUUGGAAAGGAGAAGCCCAGCAGUGCCUACAGGUAAUUCCUAGGCCAUUCGGGCAAGUCUCUAGCGAGAAACCGGGAGUUUCGCCCCGGGCUACAAGUUUUUCCUUUUUUGCCGAAAGUCGGCCAGAAAUUCCAUUUUUUGGAAUUUCCUAGCAGGCAACCUUCGUACAGAGAAAGCAGCUCAUUCAUGAGCUGUCGAAGCCGGAACAUCGCGCAGGAGGCGCACGUUGGAGAUCAAAGCUAGCUGUCCCAGCAACUAGUGGGCCCCCGAGCGACGAGAGCGUGGUGGUAGUCCUGGAAGAGCAACCCCGUAGGAGACGUUAAACGUCAUGGUUAAUAAGUUAAGUUAAGUUAAGUUACACAUUACUAUACUAAAAAAAUUAAGUAUUUGCAGGAUAAUUUACCUGAUAUUUUAGCUAAAUAUUUGCCAGAUACCCCACAGCUCCCUACAAUAAGGAGAACAAGAGACUUGACUCGCGGAACAGUUGACAAAAUGGUCGAAAGUGAAGGCAAACUUGGAGAAAGGAUCUCAGAAAUGUUUGAGGAGAAGCCAAAAUAG
This is a messenger RNA of Blepharisma stoltei, 1068 nucleotides long. The record is from the annotation of a GenBank genome assembly. Lineage: Eukaryota; Ciliophora; Heterotrichea; Heterotrichida; Blepharismidae.